UUUUUUUGGUUGACCAAAUUCCACACUUUGAAUCAUUGAAUUCCAUUCAAAAACCCUUGCAUUGUGGGUGAAAAAACGCCACCUGCUGGAGAAGACAGAUUUUGGGCCUCAAGUCUCGGUGAAUAGGAGUAGACCAACAGAAGGUAAGCUUCGUGAUACACCAACCUUCUAGUGACCCCCCUUCCCUUUCGCUUACAAUGCGUCUCUCCCCUUCUUCAACGAUCGCUUUGGUUGAAUCCAAAACAGAACAUCAUGGCGAUUGAUGGUGGUGAGCGCAACUGCGGAGUACAUGAGCUCAUCUGCAUCAGAAAAGUCUCUCCAGAGACGCUGGGGUUUCUGACGGCCAUCGGACUCUUCCUCAUUCUGAUGAUUAUCCUGUUCUUAUACCUCAACAACAAGCUGUCACUUGAGAAUGCUGGGAGCCGGCCAUGCCUAGACGAGUUCAGGAAAACCAAGGAGUUGCAAGAAAAGAUCUACCCUGACGGUGACCUGAAGGGUUCGUCGUCAGACAGCGAGGAUGAGGUGAUGGGCCAGUACCAAGAAGCAAUCAACCGUUCGCAGGGUCUCCGAGGCGGGGCUAGCGGCAGCCAGUCAAAUGGCUACGGCUGGGAGAUGAGGCAGAAGUACAGCCCCCUAUCAGCCGAGUAUGACGGCUACAGCAGCGAGGCCUCGGCAGAGGACGCGAACUGCAUCCAGAGGAUGAGGCGAACGCCCCCGCUGGAUGAGCUUCAACCACCACCGUACCAGGACGAGGACGGCUCCCCGCGGAUGUCCUACACACCAUCAGACCUGGGCGACGCCAAGUGCAACCUGUCCCAAAACAGCGACAGUCCCCAUCACUCCUACGGCAAGUGUCCGAGCGAGGCCAGCAAUGGACAGGAGACAGAGAGUUACCUAAACAAGGGGUAUGAGGAGGACAUACCCAGCGACAGCACAGCUGUGCUUAGCCCAGAGAAGCCCUUAUACAGGUCAUGGUACAAGAGCAACGAUAAACUACGUCGAAAACAUAAGGACAUGUCAGCCCGGGGGUCAGCGUCUCAGCUCCCCAAGGGCUAUGAACCGGAACCCCUGGCCAAAUAUGGCACUCUAGAUGUGGUGUUCGACUACAACUCCCAGGACCAGCGGCUGGCGGUGACGGUCACGGCCGCAACAGACAUCCCGGCCCUCAAGCGUACAGGCAACGUUGCCUGGCAGGUACAUCUGGUGCUGCUGCCCACAAAAAAGCAGAGGGCGAAGACGUGCAUCCAGAAAGGGCCCUGCCCGGUCUUCACAGAGACCUUCCGCUUCAGUCACGUGGAGUCAGAGAUGAUCGGCAACUACUCCAUUCGAUUCCGUCUCUACAGCGUGCGGCGGAUGAAGAAAGAGAAGGUGCUGGGAGAGAAGGUGUUCUACCUCACCAAGCUCAACUUGCAGGGCAAGAUGUCGGUGCCGGUCAUACUGGACCCCUGCUGUGCCUUCCCUCAGGGCGGUGAAUCCCAGCCUAGUAUAUCGGAGAUGUCCUGCAGCGAAAGUGCCUCUUCAUUCCAGUCAGCCAGCCAAGGCUCCACACCAGAGAUCUUGGUAGGGCUCGUCUACAAUGCCACCACGGGCCGUCUCUCAGUGGAGAUCAUAAAAGGCAGUCACUUCAAAAAUCUGGCUGCCAACAAGCCACCCAAUACAUAUGUCAAGCUGACCUUAUUGAACUCAAUGGGCCAGGAGAUGUCCAAGUGUAAGACGUCGAUCUGCCAUGGCCAGCCCAACCCUACAUACAAGGAGACGUUUGUCUUCCAGGUUGCCCUCUUCCAGCUGUCAGACGUGACGCUCAUCCUCUCCGUGUACAACAAGCGCAGCAUGAAGCGCAAGGAGAUGAUCGGUUGGAUCUCGCUAGGCCUCAACAGCUCUGGAGAGGAGGAACUCACUCACUGGACCCAGAUGAAAGAGUCCAAAGGACAGCAGGUCUGCCGGUGGCACAGUCUGUUGGAAUCAUAGACCGACAGAAUACAGGAGGAAGCAAAGGUGGCUGAGAAGAAGGAAGAGAGGGAUGGGGAACAGAGGCACGGCUAAGCCCAUAGGUGUCUCUGCUCAGGUGAAACAUUCUUUAUGUGGACUGGGUUGAUGGGUUGGGCAUGGUGGGUGGUGUUAUGUGGUCUAGGCGAUGGCAAAUGACUUGACAGUGUUACUUAAUAUGCCAGAUUUUUUAAAUCGUCUUUGAUUAGGUUGAACACUUAGGAUGAACACUUGUCAAAGCUGAUACGAAAUUCCCUGCAGGGUCCUAGCAUCUUGUCAUGGUUGCAAUACAUUUACAAUUUGACACAUUGGGUGAAAUAUUUACAGUGCAAAAUCUGUGCUGUAAUUGAAAGAGAUCAUAUUACUUCAAGUGCUUACUGCUCCAUCUAUUGUUUCCACAUGUGUUUGGGAAGCAAAGAUAGAUACAGUAUGUAUUGCAUAUCUGCACUGUUUAAUGCUAAACCUGGAUGAAUCAUCGAUUCUCUCACGUAAUUGUACAAUGAGAGGAAUAGGAAUACAUUCUGUUUUGACAAUAGCAGUGCUCUUUCGCAUGUACUUACAGUGCAUUCGGAAAGUAUUCAGACCCCUUGACUUUUUUCACAUUUUGUUACAUUUACAACCUUAUUCUAAAAUAGAUUUAAUAAAAAAUGUUCCUCAUCAAUCUAUAUACAA
This is a messenger RNA of Oncorhynchus mykiss (rainbow trout), 2658 nucleotides long. RefSeq names its product synaptotagmin XIVa (gene syt14a). The record is from RefSeq and is a predicted model, not a curated record. NCBI's taxonomy places the organism in Eukaryota, Metazoa, Chordata, Actinopteri, Salmoniformes, Salmonidae. Gene Ontology annotation, molecular function: phospholipid binding.